Molecule: messenger RNA, 1158 nt
Organism: Zygosaccharomyces rouxii
Lineage: Eukaryota; Fungi; Ascomycota; Saccharomycetes; Saccharomycetales; Saccharomycetaceae
Gene: IMO32
Product: Imo32p
Exons: 1
Coding region: 1-1158 (385 amino acids)
Cellular component (GO): mitochondrion
Source: RefSeq, a predicted model, not a curated record
AUGCACAAUAAAGUGAUAGGCUCUGUUACUGUUCGUCAUCACUUCAUAAAAAGUAUUCCGAUUAUUAAGAAGGGCAUCAAGGGAUCCCCGCUUUUAAAAUUUACCAGAUAUCACCAUCAAAAUGCUAAGAGACAACAUGUAAAGUUAUUUUCAGACACUGCAAGUAAAGAUCCACCUACGGGGCCACUAUUUGACCACCACAAUAACACGUUUGAAACUACUACAUCUCAGGGGAAAUAUGGAUCCACUGAAGUUUUGAACAAACAUCUAUCCUCAGAUGAUUUACCUUCAGUAGAGCUGUCAUAUGAUGUUAUUACUCAGCAUACCAGCCAAUUCGACAAGGAAAAGUCUUCGAUUAUCCUUCUACAUGGGCUUUUUGGCAAUAGACAGAACAACAGAACCAUUGGACGUGAACUGAACGAAUUGUUAGAAAGAGAUGUUUAUUUACCAGACUUGAGAAAUCAUGGUCAAAGCCCUCACAUUGGUAGACAUGAUUAUCCUUCUAUGGCCCUCGAUGUGGAAAGGCUUAUUAGAGAGAAAAUACUAAACCACAAGGAUGCGAAGAAACCAAUUAUAGUCGGUCAUUCCAUGGGGGCGAAAGUCGCAAUGAGCGUCGCACUGAGAAAGCCUGAACUUUGUUCAAUGUUAGUUAGUAUUGACAAUGCUCCAGUCGCGUCACCACCAAUGACAGCUUUCCCCAGAUACGUUAGAAAACUGUUACAAAUUAUAAACGAUCCUAACGUGGGAACUGUACAACAAGCUGAUGAACAGUUAAAGGAGAUUGAACCCACCGCGGUUGUACGGAGAUUUUUACUAACGGUUUUGCAAAGAGUUAAAGACGAAGAGAGUGGUCGUUGGAGGUUUAAAUCAAGAAUACCGCUAGGAAUCUUAAAUGAUGCUAUAGUUAAGGGGAACAUUUCGAAUUGGGAAUUUAACCCGUGGGUUCACAGAUUCGUGGGUCCCUCUCUAUUCAUCAGAGCUACUAAAUCCUAUUACGUGGCUGAUGAGUACCUUUCAGACGUUGGUAAUUUCUUCCCCAGGUUUGAGAUAAGAGACAUCGAAGCUGGUCAUUGGGUCAAUGCAGAGAAACCUCACGAAUGUGUACGUGAUAUUGUGGAGUUCGUCGAGAGGCAGGAAGACGAAUUAAGGUUUAACUGA